AUGGCUUCUAGAGUUGAACAAGAAUUGACACCUCAUGAAUUAUAUCAAUGUUAUAAAAACAUCAAUAAAGUAACUUCAUGUUUCCUUGUUGGUUUAAAAUUGAGUCAAAAGUUAGAUCCAGAAAUCUUUGAAGAUGCAAUUAAAGAACUUUUUCUAUCAAGAAGAAGACUUAAAUUCAGUAUUUAUAUGGAAGAUGAAAACAAACCAAUACUUAUAGAAUUAUCAAACUUCCCAUCAAAUUGUAUUGAAUUUUGGUCAACUGAUGAUGAUCAAGAAACAUUACUUAAUAAGUUCCAUAAUAUUUAUUUUGAAUUUGGUAAACGUCAUGAAUUAAGUUAUAAAUUCAUAAUUGUUAACAAUGAAUGGAUUUAUUUCAUUUGUGAACAUACUUUGUUUGAUGGUUCAUCAGCAGCUUUGAUAUUGGAAGAUAUAUUAAAAAUUUUAAAUACUGAGGAACUCCCACCAGAUCCAAAUCAAUAUGAUGAAUUAGAAUUAAAUCAAAUUUCAAAACCUUCUUAUGGAUUACUUGCUACCAAAACUAUGGAAUCAUGUGCUCCAAAUUGGAUUAAUGAAAAAUUUAGAUAUUUGUUUAAUCCAUUAUUAUCAAAUGAAAGUUUAAAACCUGGUUGGAUAAUCAAUACCCCUAAAAAACAUACAUAUCAAUAUCCAAUUCAUAUAAUUUCGUUUGAUAGGUAUGAUUUCCAAACUUUGAAAGAAUUGGGAAAGAAACAUGGUGUUAAAUUUACAAGCUUUUGGUCGUAUUUAAAUUUAUUAUCAUUUUCUAAGAUGGAAGAUGAAAAUAUUACAUUAAUGAUCCCAUAUAAUGUUCGUCCUUUAUUAUCCGAUAUUUAUGAAAGAGCUUAUGGAUUGAUAGUUUCAAGUAUUCAGCACAUUUUCAAACCACCAAAUCCAUCAACAGCUAAUAUUGAAUGGGAAUAUUGUAAAAAUUUGGAAAAGACUUUAAGUGAAAAAAAUUUGAUUUAUUCGGCUGGACAAGUUGGUUUAUUAGAUUAUUAUGAUCCAUUAGAUCUUGUUAAAAGAAAUAUAAAUAAACCAAGGAGUGCAACAUUAGAGAUUUCAAAUUUAGGACUAAGAAAGUGGGUUGGAAUGGAUGAUCUUCAUGCAAAAGAAUAUAUAUUUUCUCAAGCAAAUAGUUUGACUGGUGCUUUAAUAACUCAAUCUAUAGCAUCCACGAAUGAAAAAGUCAAUAUAGUUAUUGGUUGUGCACCAGAAUUUGAAGUUUAUUUCACUGAAUAUAUUGAUAAUUUGGAAUAUUUGGUUAAAGAUGUGCUUAAUGGUAAUUUAGAAUGA
Molecule: messenger RNA, 1311 nt
Organism: Hansenula ciferrii
Lineage: Eukaryota; Fungi; Ascomycota; Saccharomycetes; Phaffomycetales; Wickerhamomycetaceae
Exons: 1
Coding region: 1-1311 (436 amino acids)
Molecular function (GO): N-acetyltransferase activity
Source: RefSeq, a predicted model, not a curated record